Molecule: messenger RNA, 1404 nt
Organism: Chroicocephalus ridibundus (black-headed gull)
Lineage: Eukaryota; Metazoa; Chordata; Aves; Charadriiformes; Laridae
Product: ephrin-A3-like
Exons: 5
Coding region: 99-776 (225 amino acids)
Biological process (GO): ephrin receptor signaling pathway; axon guidance
Cellular component (GO): plasma membrane
Molecular function (GO): ephrin receptor binding
Source: RefSeq, a predicted model, not a curated record
GGGCGGAGCUGGGUGCCGGGGGCGCGGGGCGCGGGCGGCUCCGGCUCGGUUCUCCUCCAUUCAUCGGGAUCGCGGCGGGGCUCGGCGGCGGCGGCAGGAUGGCUGCACGGCUGCCCGCGCUCCUGCCCCUGCUCCCGUUGCUGCUGCUGCUGCCGGGCCGGGGGCCACCGGGGGCCCUGGGCAACCGGCACGCCGUGCACUGGAACAGCUCCAACCUGCACCUGCGGCGGGAGGGCUACACCGUGCAGGUGAACGUCAACGACUACCUGGACAUCUACUGCCCCCACUACAACGCCUCGGUGCCCGAGCACCGGCUGGAGCAGUACGUGCUCUACAUGGUGAACGCGGAGGGCUACCGCACCUGCAACACCAGCCAGGGCUUCAAGCGCUGGGAGUGCAACCGGCCCCACGCGCCCCACAGCCCCAUCAAGUUCUCGGAGAAGUUCCAGCGCUACAGCGCCUUCUCGCUGGGCUACGAGUUCCGUGCGGGGCAGGAGUACUACUACAUCUCCACGCCGACGCACAACCACCGCCGGGCCUGCCUGAAGAUGAAGGUGUUCGUCUGCUGCGCCUCCACGUCGCACUCCGGGGAGAAGCUGGCGCCCACCCUGCCGCAGUUCACCCUGCGGCCCGAGGUGAAGAUCGAGGACCUGGACAACUUCAACCCGGAGAUGCCCAAACUGGAGAAGAGCAUCAGCGGCACCAGCCCCAAGCGGGAACACUUGCCCUUGGCCGUGGCCGCCGCGCUCUUCCUCAUGACGCUGCUGGCCUCCUAGCUCCCGGUGCCGGCGGGGGCCCAGCCAGCGUGGCUCCGCCGAGUGGGGACCCCCCGACCUGCUGCCCCUCGUGAGAAGCCGGUGGGAACCACCGUGGGACCACGCACCCCCCACCCCCGCCCCUGCCCGGAGAGCCGCCCCGUGGGGCAGGGGCCCGCGGCACGCGCCCAUCCCGGCUGGGACUCGUCCCCCCCCCCGCCACCGCGCCGACGGCUGCGGCCACGUCUGCGAGGAUGCGGCUCGGUGCCACCAACACCGUCCCACGGCGCGGAGUCCUGCCCGCAGCCCACCUUGGUGCCCCAUGGCUGGGGGGGCAGCGGCCGGGGGAGCCCGGCGAGGGCAGGGACCCCCAGGGCCGGGCAGGCUGUACAUACCUAUAUAGAGAUCUAUACAUACUGUACAGAGAGCGACUAUAGAGAUAUAUCUAUACUGUACCAUAGGCAGCAGCGCUGGCCCUGGCUGGCUUGUACAUAGUCGAACGUGUUGGAUUUUCCUCGUCUUCCGUGAAGACCCGACCUAUGCAAACGCACAGACACUUUUUGGGGAAAAACAAAACAAGACAAAACAAAAAAAAAAAAAACAAAACAAACAAACUCAACCUUUUUUUCAAGUGCUUUGGCUGGUGAUU